This is a messenger RNA of Momordica charantia (bitter melon), 3025 nucleotides long. RefSeq lists its product as uncharacterized. Lineage: Eukaryota; Viridiplantae; Streptophyta; Magnoliopsida; Cucurbitales; Cucurbitaceae. The record is from RefSeq and is a predicted model, not a curated record.
AAGAAAGCUACUGUAUCCACCCACUGGUCCUCUUAGAAAAAGGCUCUGCAACAACGUCAUCCUCUGCCUUUUCCCCGGCUGCCGGAGUUCAUCUGGGGCCAUGAACGGGGACAAACGUCCGCCGGAGGUGGAACCGGAGACGACGGAAGAGGAGGAGGAGGAGGAGGAGGAGGAGGAGGAGGAGGAGCGGACUGACUUGCUGCGGAAGACAUUUCGUCAAGACGCCCAAUCUAGCAUUUCUUCAUCUGACAGCGAUGAAAUGUACUCGCAGUCGGAGGAUUCUACUUCUCAGCGACCUAAAUUCGUCAUUCGAGAUGAACAGGAACAAGAACAAGAACAAGGUACUGGAUUUUCUAAUGGAUCUUCCCGGUUGGAAACUGAUGGUGAUCAUGCUGUUAUUUACGAAGUAAACCCCACUGAUGAGAUUGAAGAUGUCACAGCAAGGAAAACAGGUGUGCGAAAUGGUACCGCGAUCAUGCUCCAGCGUGAUCAGAUCCCUUUAACUGUUGCCAAUCCACCAUCCAAGGGGGAAAUUUUGGAGCAGGCUUCGUAUUAUACCUCUCUUGAUAAUGGGAGUACUGCAAGUAAAACAGUGGAGUUAAGGACAGAAAAUGGAAAUGAAGUGGCUGAUUUAUAUCUUGAAAGGAUAUAUGAGAAACCCAGCUCGCAUAAUUUCUACUGUCCUAACUGUCAGGCUUGUGUCACGAAGGUGAUUAUACGCGAUAAGGAAUGGGUAAAUAAUACUGUUUCUGUAGCAAUUCCUACUCAGGUUGAUAAAGUCAGAUGCACGUCCUGCCUCAGUUUCCUCACCCCUAUAGGUACAUGGCUCUUUCCUAAAUUGGUUUCUCCCGAGGAAGAAGUUUCAACUGGACUAGGAAAUAACGAUGAAAACAUAGGGAUCAGAGAAAGAGAGACAUUACAGGUGUUAACGGAAAUAAGAGAUAAUCAAGCAAGUCAAGUUAAUGGAGCUGCAAUUCUCGAUCAGUCGGUUGGUUAUGCAGUAACCGAUAAAAAUGAAGGUGAUCAUGAUGUAACACUGGCUCGUCCUACAUUUAUAGCAACAAGUGAUGACGGAAGAAUUGUGCAAGAGGAAACAUUGUAUAAUGGGAAAGUUGUACCUGAUCAAUCAGUUGGUAAUGCGGUAGCUGAUCAAACACAAAAGAGAGAUUGUGCAGUACCUGAUCCAACGUCAACUCAUUUUUCACUUCACGCAAUAAUCACCGAUAAAGCAGUUGUACUUGAUGAGGAAAUGAAUAGCAAACAAGGAAAAAUGACUGAGAGCAACAUAGUUGGAAGACCAAAUUCACUGCAAGAAUUAGCUGAAACAAUAUAUGAUCAAGAAAUUCAAGCUGCUUCCAUAAAUAAACCUCAAGUUCCUGAUCAGCUAGUUGAAUUUAUUGUGUUGACGGAUGAUAAAACCCUAGAAACUAAAGUAGAUUCUACAGUUGAUCUGGACGGACACGAUGGUGGGGCUAAAGAUAGGAAGAAAGGAAACAUAAUUGAGAGCAUCGCAGUUGGAAGAACAGACCCAUUGCAAAAAUCAGCUGAAACAAUGUAUGAUCAAGAAAUUCGAGCUGCUUCCAUUAAUAAACCUCAAGUUCCUGAUCAACUGGUUGAAUUUAAUAUGUUGAAGAAUGAUAAAGCCGAAGAAACUAAAGUAGAUUCUACAUUUGAUUGGAAUGUACUUGAUGGUGCUAAGGAUAGCAAGAAAGGAAGUGCUGUUGAUGAGGAUAUUGUAGUUGGAAUAGCAUACCCAUCACAUGAGUCAAAUGGAUCUGUGCUGGAUGUAGAUAAUCAAGCUUCAACAGUAGACAUAGUUCAAGUUCCAAAUCAGUCAAAUGGAUUUGCAAUAUUAUUGGAGUCUGAAAUAGAUACUAAAGCCAAUUCUACACCAGGUCUCACCUCUCUUGAAGCAAUGGUAACAGAUACACUGGAUGGCAAAAACGGUAUUGAUAUUGAGAAUGUUGUGGUUGGAAUUCCAAACCAAUCACAAGAGCCGAAGGGUGGACUGCUUGAUCGAUUUAGUCUAUCUGCAUUGAUAAACAGAGCUCCUGUUCCUGAUCAUUUAGCUGGAGUUGCUAAAACAGAGAUCCCGAAAACACCUGAACCUGUUGUAGCCACCGUGCCUGAGUCUUUACCAGAUUCUCGUUCCCUCAGAGCACCAACUGCUGAGAAUGUACUGGACACUGCAGUGGACAGUCGCGAAGGACCUGUAGCAAUACCCAUUGAUGAUUCAUUGGAUGAACAAGUAGAUUCAGAGCCAAGUAGGUUUAACGGGUGGGAAAUUGUGAAAAGCAUAGUUUAUGGUGGUUUAGCUGAAUCAAUUACAAGCCUUGGCAUUGUGGCAUCUGCAGCAAGUGCUAAUACAGCAACAGGGAACAUUGUAGUUUUGGUGUUGGCAAACCUGAUUAGUGGGCUUUUUAUUCUUGGACAUAAUUUGGCAGGACUCAAGAGCGAGCAGUUCAGAAGGGCGCCUAAUGAAACAGAUGAUCAACAACACGUGGACCGAUAUGAAGAAGCACUCGGAAACCGAGAGAAUUACAUUCUACAUUACAUGGUUGCUAUCUUAUCCUUCGUAAUAUUCGGCAUGGUUCCUCCUCUGGUUUACGGGUUCUCAUUCACCAAGAGCAAUGACAAAGAUUUCAAGCUUCUAGCAGUAGCAGGAGCUUCUCUUUUAUGCAUCACAUUGCUUGCUAUUGGGAAGGCUCACACUCAAAGACCAAAUAGGUGGGAUGUGUACGUCAAAACGGUAGCAACUUACGUCAUUAUAGCAGCCGGAGCAGGAGGUUUCUCGUACUUGGCUGGUGAUCUGAUUGAUAGGCUCAUCAAGAAAUAUGGCUGGUUUGAGGAAAGCUCAGCCGUGAAUCUGAAUCUGCCCCUUCCUGAGAUGAGUUUGGCAAAACCAGCAUGGGGAUCCUCUUGAAAUGGUAGGUUCAGAUCAUGGAAGUUAGAAGAAUAUUUGGUUUCAACACUAAUUUCAUUGUUCACAAUUUUUAUUUUAAUCUUAAUUUCUUGAUCUUUUUAA